Messenger RNA from Paramacrobiotus metropolitanus, 1977 nucleotides. RefSeq names its product crossover junction endonuclease MUS81-like. Gene Ontology annotation, cellular component: nucleus; Holliday junction resolvase complex. NCBI's taxonomy places the organism in Eukaryota, Metazoa, Tardigrada, Eutardigrada, Parachela, Macrobiotidae. Gene Ontology annotation, molecular function: DNA binding; crossover junction DNA endonuclease activity; 3'-flap endonuclease activity. Gene Ontology annotation, biological process: mitotic intra-S DNA damage checkpoint signaling; resolution of meiotic recombination intermediates; DNA catabolic process. Bases 527 to 1771 code for a protein of 414 amino acids. The transcript is spliced from 9 exons. The record is from RefSeq and is a predicted model, not a curated record.
AAUCAUCGUGGAAGACGAUUUUAGCUCAUGUUUUGUGGCUUCCCAAAAUUCUGAAAAGGUGUAACCUGCUAGAUAACUCAAAAUUUUUUAAAGAAUGUAUCAAGUUUUAUCAGUUUCAGUGAGGCAGACACGCUAACUUAUAAGUGCAAGUUCAUCAGUAUGCCGUUUGCCAGGAAACUUAACGUACAAAUUACAAAACACCUGAUUUUGCAAUUUGCAUUCGAUAAAAAAUUAUCCGUUAGCACUGUAUGAUGGCUAUGCCGGUCAGCCUUUGAAGAAUUUCGGGCCUACGACGUGUAAGAAGAAAUUAACUGCCUACCUGAAAGAAAAGGAAAUUACAAGAAUAUCUCCGCCUGAUCCAUUUUUGGUUGCCACAUCCGGUGGCUUAUCCGGCUCCGUGCCAUCUGUUCGUCGCGCCAGUCCUUCUAAGUCCCCCAGCAAACAUCGCGAAAAGCCGAAGAAUGCAGGCGUCAAAAGCGGAAAAUCUCCGACAAAGCGUGCCAAUCGUAAACGCAAAUCCGAUCAGAUGGAGCAGGACGAGAGCGCCGACACCGUGGGUGACUUACCACCUCCCCGGCCGAAAAAGGCCAGAGCGCCGAAAUCCAAAUCAUCGGACACCAUCACCCUCUCGUCCCUCUCCAGUGUUCCCUCCACCAGUUCGGGAAGCGAUAUUCGGCCGGUGUCAUCCAGCUCCGUGGUUGCGAUGAGCACGGCGCGGAUGGUGACCACCACGGUUAGAAGCCAACCGAUCUUGACGAUCGGGGGCGGCGGUGGAUGUGUGGUUAGGACGUUUUCCUCUUCCAGUGUGGAAAGUAUUCAACAAGUGGGAAAGCAGCGCUCCGCCAGCAGUGUGCAGGACCGCAGUGUGGAGGAGGAACGUUUUGCGCUCACUCCGGGAACGUUCGAUGUGAUGUUGUGCGUGGAUAAUCAGGAGAUACAUGGAAAUGGGUGUGUGCGAUCAAAAACAGAUGUGAUUCUGGAGCUGAAAAAGCACGGCGUCGCUUUCGAUGUGCGCAACUUGAAAGUAGGCGACUUCCUUUGGGUUGCCCGCGAGAAAUCGCACCUAGCAGUGGGAAGAAAGCCCCGUGAACUGGUUCUGGAUUUUAUUGCGGAACGGAAGCGUGGUGAUGAUCUGGCAGUUAGUAUCAAGGAUGGACGCUACACCGACCAGAAGUAUCGAAUGAAAGAAACCACCAUCAAACGCGUUAUCUAUAUCAUCGAGGACUGUAGCCGUUUUAUGAACAAAGGGUUAUCGGAUCAGGCGCUUAUCCAAGCGCUCGCUAACAUCAAAGUUCAGGAUGGAUUUGUUGUGAAAGAGACGGAAAAUCUGAGAGCAACCGUGGAGUAUUUACUACGAAUGACGCGAUAUCUGGAACGAAUCUAUUCGGUUAAGACGCUUCGAAGUACAACUUUCGCCGAGCGAUGGGAGAACGCUGUUGAUCUGGAUCUAAGCAGUGCUCAACAAGAGCUCCUAAGCUUUGCUGGAUUUUCUUCUGUAGCGAAACCGAAUCAGGCUAAGACAGUGUCCCAAACGUUUCUCAUGCAAUUAUUGGCAUUGGAUGGAAUGUCGCCAGCUAAAGCUUCUGCUGUCGUUUCCGUUUAUCCCACCAUCAGAGCAUUAAUUGCUGCAUACGACGCUUGUUUGACGCAGGACCAAAAAGAGACGAUGUUGAAAGAUGUCAAAUUUGGACUAGGAAUGAGAACGAUUGGACUUAUAUUGAGCAAAAAGGUAUGCCGACUGUAUUGCACGGAAGAAAGUUUCCGGAUCUGAGAAACCGAUUUGUGUCAAGACUGUCCAAAAAUUUUUGCGUUAUCUGUUUUUUGAGUUUACAGUUAUGUAAAUUUCGUUAGAUGUUUUUGUGAAUUAGCGGUUUUGCCGCUUUGUGCCACGUCAUGACAGGUCUGAUAUAUAUGGCUGUGCAUGUAAACUUCUAAACGGCUUUUUUGUAUGUAAAUUUGAUCAGUAAAGUAUAUCGA